AUGGCGGGAAGGUUUGCCGGAUCACUUCGACAUCGGACAUAUUGCGAACAUCUGAAAGUAGCCACUGAGUUUAAGCGCUCUGUGUUACAGAGGAAGAGGUGGCUCAUUUCUUCUUCUGUAGUAUCAUCUGUAAAACAUAAGAACAAGCGACUGCGAAAUGAUGACAUUCGGACGUUGUGUGAGACAGGAAAUCAUGAAGAAGUUUCCAAGCUAUUCAAUCAACUCCUUGAACUUCCCGUCAAAUAUCGAACAAAUUCUGUUAACUCUGCCUUGUACUGGUUUUCUCAUUACGAUAAGAUCGAGGAAGCACUUGAACUUAAUAAUUUGAUGGAAAAACAUGGAAUCCCCAGAAAUCAUUCAACGUACUCCACUCUUUCAGUCUUGUAUUCCAAGUCUGGACGGCUUGUAAAUGCUAAGGAAUUUUUCGACAAGAUGACAAAGGCUUCUUUAACACCCAGAGCACGCCACUAUGCUCCUUUUGUAGAGGCGGCUGUCAGAAAAGGACAUCUGAUUGAUGCGUUUAAUUUUGUCAAGGAUAUGCAGUCUGCGGCUAUCCAUGAGAGAGAUACUGACAUUUACACAACACUUAUUCGCGCUUGCAUUGAAAGACAAGACAGGCAUUUGACAAAUCAAGUAUUGGAAGCAUUCCACGACUUCAUCAAGUAUCGAGAUUUGUUAAGUAAUGACACCCUUGAGGCAAUUAAAAUAUGGUUUGACAGGUAAGGUGGGAUCUAUGUAGAUGGGUAGUUCUCCAGUGUGGGUCAUUUCAUUUCAUUUUAGACACUGUUAGUUUCAAAAUGAGUCAUUUCGAUGUGAGCUUAAGCAGUUAGAUUGCACAACAAUUUCAGUUUUAGUUAGUGCAUGAACAAGAAAAAUGUAUGGUGUGAAUAUUCCAGAUUGACAUGAUUACUACAACAUCAGAUGGACCUUAGAUUUAAAACCAAGGCCUUCACAUCCUCGUACCAUGCAUAAUAUAUAGAUUUAGCCAGGGCUAAAAGCGAAGCUCCUAUUAACUCGAAUUUAUAAUUCAAAUCAAACAAUAAACUUGUAUUCCACAAAUCAGUUAACUUUAGAGCACAUUCAUGUGACUUUUGAGGGAAAGACUACGUGAUUUUCGAGAAAAAUAAUUUGCAAACAGUCCAAGCUAAGAGUGAACUUCAUCUUACAUCGAGUUGAUAGCCUUUAUAUGUACACCCAAAAAAUAGCAAUCAUCUUCGAUCACAUUUAAGAGCCAUAAUGGCUCUUGAUCACAGUAGAUUAGGCCUGGAAAACACCUGCGCCGUUUUCAUCAUACAGACCUCGGACAGAAUGCAGUGUUUCACAAUUUUGCAAUACAAAUUGCACUCAUUCAAUAUUCAGGACGAUCAAAGCACGUGUGGGCUUUUAGCGAAAUCGUCAAAAAAAUUUCCAAAAUCACCUAUACGGCUAGCCAGUUCUCACUUUUGACAAGUCGACUGUUUAAAUUAAGAUUAAUAUAGUUAUACGCUUCAACACAAUAAAGAAUUUAUUAUAAAGAUCUGUAAUCUUCAAAAGCGUUUGAUACGCGCGGCAUUUUGACUACUCCUGCAAGCGAUGUUCAUGAGCGACUGAAAACAAACGGCACAGCGAUUAAAAUUGCAAAAGAGACUACUAACAAUCAAUAAAGAAAGGGAAAAUAAUUCGGUGAAACAUAUACAGAGACAACAAUUUUCAUUCACGAAGACAAGUAUUAAAGUGUCUCUGAAAAUCCUUGUUUACGUUUUAAGCCGGCUUCCCGGUGUUUGCUUUUUUCAAAGAUGAACUCGAGGCAAGAAAAUCGCUCAAAGCUUUCUUUUACAGCCAGAAUUAUAACCAAAUAUUCUUUGGAACGUUUUCUUUCUAUUUGCGGUGAGAAAAUGUCUAAAGGCUUUUUAAAGUUCCAUAAGCUUAUAAUCAAACCUGAUACUCGGUCACUCUCGGUCAGAUCAUUGUCUCAAAUCUUACAAACGUGCAUAAACCAAAUAGCCGCGUAAACUACGCUCGACUUCAUUAAAUUAGAUAUAAAAAACAAACAUCAAAUACAAUAAUUACUCAGGCUUACCUUUCGAGAUGCACUGAAAACUAUCAAGUAAGGCCAGAAUCGCUUCAGACUUUUCAACCGUCUUACGCAUCAAGCAAGGUGAAAAACGAAAACGAUGCCAUCCGAAAUCGGAUUUCCGACUUUGCCAAAGCGACGUAUUUCUCAACCAAAAACCCAAUAAACAAACUAGCCAUGAAUAACAGAAGACUCUUGAUAGCAGCUGAAUUUCACUUUGUACAUUCAGUGGAAAAAGACAGUUAAAAACAUCACAAGUUGACACAAAACUCUGUCAGCUUCAGCUGUCAAAGUAAACAAGUUUCAAGAUGCUGCAUAAAUUUUCCGCGUGAACUCACCUGUCAAAUUUUGACCAAUCAGAGUAUAAAAAUUGGACGUAGAGCGUGACCAACGCGUGACCUUGGUGAGAAAAGUCAAAAGCAACUAGCAUGUCCUCCCUGCCUGUAAAAACUGGCUUAAUUUUUAGCUGCCGAGGUCAGUUUGAAAUCAAAAUUUUAAUUGUGCGGCACAUAUAAAACACGUCAUAAUUCAUAUGAAUUGAAAAAUUAAACUUGAGCCUGCAAUCAUUUGAAAACUAGUAACUUGUCAGCGGAUAACUUCAAAAAGAUACUCGACCUCGAUGGGUCGAUACCUGAGCUCGCGAUACAAUCAGGUGAUACUGGUCAGCGGAUACCCUGUUUUGACAGCUGUCAAUUGAUCACAAGAUUGAUGUGCAAUAUGUCUGCAAUAUCAGUCUUCCUGUGCUCCCAAACUAGCUAGAAAGUGUGAGAUUGAACAUUGGUUGCCCUGUGGUGCGGACGGACGGGCGGGCUGAGGGCGGUGUACGGUCACGUGAUUACCAAAUUUUCUGGGAUGGGUAGAUUUACUUACCCAUGGUGCUCCGCAGGCGCGCUUCGCGCACCAGAGCUCCGCUAUUACAUGAUAUUAGUAUGCAGAACAAAGUAUCCUGAGAACGUGGACAGAUUUUGGAAAAACCACGCUAUACAGUUAUAGUGCUGCUGUCCUCCCCCACCAAGAAUACGUCUGCAGGCUCGUAUUUUGCUCGCCCACAAUAAUGCAUAUGUUGUAGCUAAUUUUUUAUCUCAGGUAAUUUUUUUUUUUUAUCUUGUUUCAACGUCAUUAGCAUACAUUACUGUACGCGAAACAAAAGAAAAACAGAAAUUACCUGAAAUAAAAUAUUAACAUAUAUAUUACAGGUCAAAAUUAAAUUCAGGUUAAAAUUUUUUAACCUAGGUUGAUUCUCAAUUUCCUUUGUCUCCUAACCCUAAAAUUUGGGAUAGUUAUUACUCCCAUGGACUGAAGUUUCCUGUCAAAGAAAUUACAGUUGAAUAUGGUUGCACCAUAAGGUUUUGCCUAAAGUUAAAACUACAGGAUAUCUUGAUUACAGUCAGCAGGGUUCUUACUGAGUCUUGAAUUCUUGAAAAAGUCUUGAAAUUUCCCCAGCAAUUUUCCAGACCUAGAAAAAAGUCUGGAAAAUGGAGAUAAAGUCUGGAAAAAUGGUAAAAAGUUUUGAUUUUUUUUUUCAAAGCUACAACAAGUGCUUUAGAAGUGUCUUUUAAAUAUUCAUUUUGGUCAAAUCGUAUUCAAUCUUGCCCAUUUAUUUGCAGCGCAUCAUGAAAAAAGCUUUGUUCCUGCAUUUUUUAAGGUCUCGAUUGAUCACUUAUUUGAUAACCUCGAGUUUGGGAGUAAAUUGUUGUGGAAAAAGUCUGGAAAAAGUCUUGGAUUUUGGAUCCAAAAAUCUGUACGAACCCUGAGUCAGGGUUAGGAGCAAAAUGAUCUUUAGAAGAAUUGUCUGUGAACUCUUUUUCUCCUGAUCAUUAACUCCAAAAAGAGUGUGUCUGUCAUUUUCUCUUUCUCAGGCAAAUGUUACCCAUAUGGAAAACUUCAUGGUCAAGUCUUUCAGUCACGUAAGUAUAAUCAUCAAAAUUGUGUCUUGUAGCAGUGCAACAUGAGCUGAGAGUGUGAACAUAAAGUCAUUGGCUGGUAAUAAAGAUAAUCUGUUGUAAUCAUCCAGCCAAUUAUCCCUAGCAUACAUUGGAAGUCAAUAUCUGAGGGUAUGAGAUAAGGAGUUUAUCCUCCAGGUAUUCACCUUCCCUGCAUUCCCCUGGGGAGAAACUAAAUAAAGUUUAAAUAAAGUUUACUUGUAAAAACCCUACCAUGCACAUCAUGACUAACCCACUGUAAUCAAAAUCUAGAUGCAAAUGUAAAAAUUCCCAGGGUGUACAUACAUGUCUGUAAAGGAAUGCUCUGCACUGACCUUGAAAGAACAUGCCCUUUAACUUGACCAAAGGUACCAUUUCAUUUAUAUUCCAUAGGAAAUGGUUUCCCCAUAUUCUAUCUGGAGUAAAUACACUGCAUUCCUUUUUUUUACACUUAUAUGCUGAGUACCUUUGUAAAAUUCUUAAAGUGGAUCAGCUGUUAGAUGCAUCCCUUUAUGAUACUUUGAAAGACCUUUCUUAAAUUAUACAUUCUUAAUCCUUUGCCUUUUCUAUAUAGUCUGCUUGCAGCCUGCCUUUUCUCUUAAAAUCUGUCUAGUUCUCAUCUCAGCCAACACAAUUGCAAACCAUGACGUUACGUUACGAUAAGGGAUUGGGACAAGACAAGAAAAGAUGGACUGCAGACUCUUUUGUAGUAAACUAUCCAUCAACCCAGAAAUGGAGUAACUGAUUGGUCAAUUUUACAGCUGUUUACAGAUCAUUGUCUGGUCUGUGGUGAGAUUGCAAGCGAUAAAAAUAGUCAUGCAUCACAACUAACUACAAACAACAACAAACCAAGGGGCAAUUGCUUGUAAACUAAAAUGUUUAAAGAUAUUUUACUGAAGGAAAGUCCUGUAAAUUUCCUUAAGGGAAAGGAAUACAAGGCCACGUUACCAGAUUUAAAGAAAGUGUGAUUUUUCAGUUGUUUAUGUUCUAUUUAUAAAUCGUUUCAAGUUACUCAGGUUUAAUUGGUUAAUUAAAUUAUCUUGACAGCUUCAUUGUACCCACACAGAACAAAAUAGUCAGCAGUCUCCUAAUUUUUCUUCUCGGAAUUACUCCCUCAUUUAUAGAGGCUCCUGUGCUUGGGUUUCGCGUGUAGUAACUUUGCAAAGAAAAAUAAGAGACUGGUCGCAGUUUACCUUGUCUAUGUCUUAACGCAUGAAAUCCCUAACUCUACCUCAGUCCAUGUCUUAAAAGGCAGGGUAUCCUUGUGUAGUCCGUUGUUAUUUUUAGUGAUUAUUCACUGGCAGAAAUCCCUCCAGGGCUCAUAACAUGCUACUGUAAAAUCAAAUGACUGUAUCUUUUCUUCACCAGAAAUCACUGCAAAGCCUGCAAACAAAGCCUUGAUACAGGUCAGUUUUCUGUGGCAGAACUGGAAGAUUUGAAACAACCACUUGCUGACCUCUUGUGGGAGUAUCACAACCUCAAGGCUCUUCCUCCUGUUAAGUGUUUUACUUCUUCUGGAGUUUAUGUUGAUCAUGUUCAACCAGGAAAAAGGAAUAAAUUUCCUCAGAGUAUUGAACAAUUUAUGCAGGCUAGUGGACCAUACGAUGUUAUUAUAGAUGGACUCAAUAUUGGGUAUUUCACAUCUGGGUUCUUUGAUCCUAGGAAGGUGAAUAAUUUUGCAAAAUUUCUUGCUUCACUCAGUGUUGUGUUUUCCCCAUGUUUGUUUUGCACUUGGCCCUCUGAUUUCACAUUUUACCAAUAACUUAUGAAAAAGUCUGACUUAAUAAUGGAAAAUAAACCCUUUCAGCUUGUAUGUGUUGUUUCCUAAUUCAGACCAUGUGAUGUUCUUAAUGGAAGUUGUUUUGUCCUCUCAUAAAUUAUGCACACAUACCAGGUAUUGUUUUGAUAGGUUCAGAGAGCAUUCCCAUAAUUUGUUCUCAAUUUCAUUGACAAUAUUACAAAGAGCUUUUCAACAAUCUCAUGUACAACGUUAUUCAGUUUACCAUAUUUGUUACCAGUAAGCAAAUGUCCUCUUGGGACUAUAUCAUAUUUUUAUUACUUGAUGAAACACAGCUCUAAGAGCAAACUGUCUUCUUUCUUUAGCUGAACAAACUCACAAAAAUAACAACUAACUUCCCCUAUAUUUUCUAAUAUCUUUCUGUGUAUGUUGCAGUUAAUUUAUUAGUUUAGUUAAAUUUUUUUUUCUGUGUUUUAAAUUCAUUAGUGUACAUUACCAUACCCCUAUAAAAUGGAAAAAUAAAAAUUAACUGAAAUAAAAAAAAUAAUUAUUAACUUCAACAUGUACAGGCAGGUUCAUGGUUAUAACACAUGUAACUCAAGUCGCUUCUAUAUUCAUUUUUGUUUUGUUAGUAUAGAUACUUUUGUGUUAUCUAAUCAAGCUUCUGUUUUCUGAUGUCUGCAAUGCUCCCAGCUUACAAUUUUCAUUCUAAAGUGAUUUUGAUUUAUUCAAAUAUUUUGUACUUACAAGUACCUUUGUCAAAAUAAAUUAAUAAAUGAACUGGAAAAAAAAAAAACAACUGAACCCCUACUGAUGGAAAUUUAACACAAUAAAAUGAAAUUAAAAUUUAACUCUUGUAGUGAGGCCAAUGCAUGCCUUGUCAAAACAGUAAAGCAUCAUUCCCCCUUUACAUUAUAUGCCAUUUCCAGAUCUCCCAUAGUACACCCUGUUUGCCCCCCCAAAGGUUUUGCAUAACCUUUGUCAUUCAUUUGCCUUGGCUAUUACAGUCGUCCCAAGAGAAACUGAAACCAUGUUUAUGUAAUUUUUUUUUGGGGGGGGGGGGGGGGGGGGGGGCAAGGGGGGCAAAAAAGGGGCAUUAGGGGAGAGGUGCAAGGGGCAGGUACAAGUGUUAUAACAAAAAAUGAAAAUUAGGAGUGCAUUUUUUGGAAUUUUAUUGGUUUACACGUGUUUCAGGGUGCAAAUAGUUGUGUUAAGAAUAAAUAAUUUUCUCCUUCCCCCUUUAAAUUUCUCACCCUUUCCCGCCCCCCCGGUCUCCUCCCUUUCUCCCCUCCAUGUGUUUUUUACUGUCCGUUUUUAUUUUGUUUGCUUGGUUUAUCAGAGUUAUACAAUAACAAAUAAAGUUGUUUUUUAGUUUUUUUUGUUUGUGGGGGGGGGGGAGGGGUGGGGACAAGGGGGGCAAACAAGGUGCAUUAUGGGAGAUGUGCAAGUGGCAAGUACAAGUGUUAUAACAAAAUAUGCAAAUUAGGAUUUCAUAUUUCUGUAUUUUAUAGGUGGAAAAUGUAGUAUUACAUUUCUUAAGGCAAAACAAGCGAGUUUUGGUGGUAGGUUCUAGUCCAAUAAGAAUGGAUUUCCAGAACAGAAGAAAAACGGAUGUUGGACAAAUACCAUUAGAAGGCCUGAUCAGUUUACUGUGUGCUCAUCAACACUGUGGGGUAUUUUGUCUAAAAGAAAGGUAAUUCAGCAUUUUUUUUUUCUUCCAUAAAAAUGACCUUUUGGUUCCUGUGUGGGAAAUUGUGUCUUUAUCACAUCAUUCUUAAUUUAAUAGGGAAUAUAACUUGAGCCUGUAGUCAGCCUGGUGAAGGGGCCCAAAUCACCCAAGAGCAUAUGCAGGUGAUUAGCUAGUAGCUGUUACAACACAGUAAACAUGACUUUCAUCUCUGCAUGUAUACCUUGAUGAAAGGAAGGAAGACUUUAUGAUGAGAGGACAGAAUGGUCUCCAAACAAUUUUUCUAACUAAAAUAUAAAUUGGAAACAGUACAGUGGAAGAAGCCAAAAAAUUAAAAUGUUAUAAAACACUAAAAUAUAAACGAUCUGUCCAAGUUUCAAGUCUUUGUGGCCCACAGUUUCUGAGUUAUUUGCCAAAACGUUUCAUGCACCUUCGUAGAGCUUUGUAUGGAGACGCCAUAUUGGUGUACCAUUUUGGUCCACCAAUAUAGCUGCCAGAAAUCUACAAAAACGUCUGGAGUUCACUUUUUCUAUAAAAGCUCUUUCUGUUCACUCGAGAACUAGCAUAUGUGCGCAUAAACAUAUCUUCUGGUGAUACUUGAAAUGGUUAUACUGCUGAAAAUCAAGAGAAGAGACUUUUUUUCAACGAAACAGCAUUCCUUUUUUGGUGUCACGCACCGUAAAGACUUAGUAGUUCAAAUUGCUGUAUUUUCGAAAUGAAAUGUGCCAUGGGAAUGGAAAGUUGUACAAAGUUUUAUUUUUUGUUCAUCUUCAAGCUAGUAUAAGAAUAAUUCGUAAAACUUCGCGGUUUUGACUUUACAAUUUGAUGACUUGGGAACAACCCUAUACCAAUUUGGGCAUACAAAUUAUUUAUAAUUAAUUAAUUGGAAUUACCUAUACAGUAUAAAAGUAAAAAUAUGUAAACUACACAUAAUAUAUUAUACUCUAUGAUAAUCUAAAAUAACUGAGAGAGAAUUGUAAAAUUAAAUGGUUAUGAUGUGCAGAGAGGAUGGCUCUUACAUCCAUCACCUAUCAUUGAGCUUAUUUUUUUUAAGAAUUCUGCUUUUAAAGAUGUUCACAGUUUUUGCUGAUGUUAAAUCAGGUGGUGAUUUUCACCAUAACCUAGGCCCAAGGGUUAGUAUUUAGCCAACCAAGACUAAAGAUUGUCAGUGAUGAAACUUUAUUCAUUUUAUAACAUUUUGUUUCCAUGCAACGGUUGCUAAGAUGUGUUUUUUUGUAAGAAAUGCCCCUUUUUAAAGAAGAUCGAACAGACCAAGUCACUGGCCCCAACAAUUUGUAGAUCCAAUUGUCAAAUAAGUAAUCUAUGGGUAUUUGGCUAUCUGAAUCUGUUAUCAAACCUUUUGUGUGGUGGGGGUGGUACGAUGUUGUAUUUUUUCUGGCCUAUGCUCCUCGACAAGAUGCAAAGAUAAAUCAUGAAAUAACAAGAAAACACUGUGACCCUGAGGUUGUAUGUCAAGUUUGAAAACUCCAUGGAAAGGUGAUCCUGUUGUAAGAGAGGGGAAGAGUUAAAAUUUGUUAAUGAAGUAGAUAUAAAGAAGCUCUUUUUGGUUUAUUUGGCUGCUAUUGUGAGAACAAAAGGAACUUUAUUGGUUUACAUGUUACAAGCUAGCCAAUGAAUUUGUUAUUUUCAUUACCAAUGAACUAGUAAUAAUUUUGAGGGAGUGUGAUUAAUGAUUCAUUUGUUUUUCCAGUUCAAUAGAUGAUGUGUACUUUCUGAGUGCAGCCGUCCACUGUGGACCAGGUACUCUUCUGGUGUCCCGUGACAUGUUUGGCAAUCACAUCAGUAGAAUGGAUCUGUGGAUGAAAAUUCAAUUUAGGAGAUGGCAAAGACUUCACCAAAUGGUUCCUGAGAGGUUCAUAGGCGACAACCCAGUAUUUUUUGUAUGUACUAAUAUUUUACUGUUUGGUUUUGACAGAAGCCGACCAUCUUUUUCAAAAAAAUAUACAGUAUUAAAAUCUUUCAUUCUAAGUUAGGUAAUAUGUAAUUCACUGAGACAUUCAAGCUGUCACGAAGCUUAUACUAUAUAGGUUCAUGGCACCACCGUUGCCAUGGUACAUUAGUUGUGGCCUUUAAUGUCAGACAUUUAGUUGUGGUGGUUACUAAUCUUAAAUAUAUCUGUUACAGGUCAAAAUUAUGUUGAGGUUAAAUUUCUUAAACCCAGGUUGAUUCUCUAUUUCCUGUCUCCUAGCCCUAAUACCUGAAGAAUAGUUAGGUCUAAGAAACAAAUGAAAUUUCAAAUCAACCUAGGUUAAAAAGUUUUAACUUGAAUUUAACGUUGAACUUUGACAUGGCUCAUAAGGAGGCCUGCAAUAAAACCAAGAUAUCAAUAAUAGAGUGGUUUUCGUUUGAGUGUCGUAAAACCAAAACCAAAGUAAUUACUCUGGCCAAUCACAUAGGACACAGACAAUACAUUGAACCAAUCAAAACUCGAAGUAAUUACAUGUGGCUGACGCAAAGCGCGGGAAAAUGCAUGCGAGCGCGUCACAAUUGGCUUUGGUUUUACUUCUGAUUGGAUGAAAAGGUGGCGCGAAUCUUUUAAGCCAAUCGCAUCGUGUAGAAAGUGCAAAACCAAUUACUUUUCGACACUCAAAUGAAAACCGCUCUAUCAAGCAGGUAUUUGGUUAUUCUGAACACUCAUCUAAGUAAACAGAAGUGGGGAUCCAGUAAUCUUAAUUGUGUCAAAAUAUGUGCAAGUCACACAUAUUUGUUUGUUUGUUUUUUUUUUCAUCUCAUGUUUUCAGAACAAGAUUCCUUUUGACCAUGCUGUUCAAACUACAGGGGACAGCUGGCACUUUCCAGCCAAGGAUGGAAAACAAUGGCUAUGCAUUAGAAAAGAAGAAACUUUUUCUGCUCUUCCUUAA
This is a messenger RNA of Porites evermanni, 10282 nucleotides long. The record is from the annotation of a GenBank genome assembly. NCBI's taxonomy places the organism in Eukaryota, Metazoa, Cnidaria, Anthozoa, Scleractinia, Poritidae.